CUGUCAAAUUACCCACAAUAAUGUAAGACCACUACUUCCUUUAACAAAAUAAAACAAAAUCACAACAGAUGAGAAUAAACAGAAAUAGUCAAAACAUUGAUUGUAGUCUAAAUUCAAAUCGUUAUUCAUACACAAUGUGUCUUUAAGGGUGUGUUAUAUUUUAAAUGUGGUCCACUUCUGAGAUCGAUUGAUAUGUCCAGAUUUUACGUUUUUUAUUCAAUUGUGUCUGUUUCCGCUUUUAUUUUUGAAAGGAUGGCCUCCCAUUGAUUUGCUUAGCUUGUUUAUUCAGCACCGUUGCAGAAAUCACAGAGAUCCGCCUCUGUGGCUCAGUCAGACCCUCAGCCGUAAAGAGGCCUGAAAGCCCCCAAAGUUUCAGCUUUUCCACUAAUGCCGUGAAGUUUCAAAAUGUGAUUAAUGUAGCGAUGACACGUCCCAAGUUGAUGCAACAGGUCCAGUCUCUUUAAACAUGCCGAGUCGGGCCUAUGAUAGAAAUCAUUCCGGGUCAAGCAUCCAUAAAAAGUCUCCAUAAGACUUAAAAGAGAAAUAAAAUAGAUAUAAUGAGCAUGGAACGUGUUAAGCAUACAUCCACCACAUUAUAAGAACACAAAUCCUCAAACCCAAUAGAAGACACUGUAUUCAUUUCUAUAGGACUUACGUUUAUACAUUUGAUCUUAUGCUGAUUUAUUACUCAUAUGUUAAGUAAACUUGCAUUAGGGAGCAAUCAACAACUGCAGAUAAAACAGGACAACAAUGCGCACUAGCAGUCACUUUUACGCACGCAUAUUCCUGUGCCAAAUAAAGAAGCAGAGCAGUGUGUGUGACAGCUGAAGGCCUGCAUGGAGAAACCCGAGACAGAAACUCUGAAAGACCCAAUCCCGGAAUUCCCACAGAGCCCUAAGCACUUCAGCAGACCACCACUCAGGCACAGGAAAACAAGAGGAACGGAGAGAGGACGCGGAAUAAUAUGUGGGAUAUUAUCUUAUCAUGGUGGCAUUUUGCGCAAAAGGAGGCGCGCUAUUGACGUUGCUCUGUUUGACCUUAGCUUUAGGGACAGACGCGCAAUAUGAAAACUACAAUUUCAAAAAGUUCCCCAGGGAGGAGCUCAUGCCCCUUACCACUGCGUAUGGAUUGGCUUUGGAUCAUUACGCAGCAGAAAAGUGGACGGAGUCGAUCAAAUACUUGGAAUUGAGUUUGCGUUUGCACCGGCUCCUCAGAGACAGUGUGAGGUACUGCGUGCUGCACUGUAAUAACAGCAAAUAUGAAGAACCGUCCUUCACAGGAAACAGGGACCUCAGCGUCAACUGGCACGUGAUGAUGAGAGCGUCUUGUCAGAAGAAGUGCAGAGCGCAUUUCCCCGCGCUGCAGCUGCUUCCUCCAGGCAGAAACAUUCUGGAGGAGUUCAGCAGGAGAUCUCCCUACAGAUACCUGCACUUUGCAUACUCGAGGCUGAAUGACUUGCAGAGGGCCGUCCCAUGUGCCUACACCUACCUCCAGAAGAACCCUGAGGACCAGGAGGUGCAGCAGCUGAUGGAGGAGCACAAGAGCCAGUACGACUUGAAGGGCUACCUCUUUGACCAUGAGGAACAACCCUAUGAGGCCUCCUUUCUGAGAGGAGUGAAACUCAUAAAUUCAGAUGACUACAGCAGCGGUGUUAUAGACAUGGAGGAAGCUCUGAGGUUCUACCUCCAGGAGUUUGAGCUCUGUCAGGCAGAAUGUGAAGGGAUCAGUCAACUUUCACCAGAUAGGGACUUCUAUGCAGUCAUAGCAGAUGAAUAUGUUGAUGUAUUACGCUGUAAGCUGAAGUGCGAAGAGAACCUGAUGCCUAAUGUCGGAGGUUAUUUUGUGGAGAAAUUUGUGGCCACUAUGUACCACUACCUCCAGUAUGCCUAUUAUAAAUUGAACGAUGGCCGCAGUGCGCUGCCCUGCGCGUACAGCUACUUCCUGUUUGAGCCUGAGGACCAGGUGAUGAAGCAGAACCUGCAGUACUAUGGCGCCUACAGUGAGCAGUGGGGCCUGCAAGACAAACACUUCACACCCAGGAUGGAGGCUCUGAAACUCUUCAACCACACUGUCACCCAGAAGCAGAUGCUGACCUCUGCACAGAAGUACCAAGAGAUGGAUGAUGAGGAUUUUCUUGGAGCAGAGGAAGCAGCACUUUUGGCCUCAGAGUCUCCGGAUGCAGAGUUUGAAGGAAUGGGAGACUACGAGGAGUGUUUCACCGCUGACUGGAGGCAGCCCAAAGGCAAAGGAGACGCUGGAGAGAGCUGAGAGUUAGGAAUUCACCUGAAACAGUAUGCCUAAAACAUGUCAGAGAUCACCAGAAGAAAAAGAAGGACCGGUUUUCAGCAUUUCAGUUUCGUGUCAACAUCUGUUCUCAGAGUUUGUUUGAAUUAUUCUCCUUUGUAUCUAUUUAUCUGUUUUUUUAAGAAAUAAAAUAAAGUC
Molecule: messenger RNA, 2442 nt
Organism: Trematomus bernacchii (emerald rockcod)
Lineage: Eukaryota; Metazoa; Chordata; Actinopteri; Perciformes; Nototheniidae
Product: cartilage-associated protein-like
Exons: 7
Coding region: 985-2268 (427 amino acids)
Biological process (GO): collagen fibril organization; peptidyl-lysine hydroxylation
Cellular component (GO): endoplasmic reticulum
Molecular function (GO): protein binding; collagen binding
Source: RefSeq, a predicted model, not a curated record